Molecule: messenger RNA, 1002 nt
Organism: Mercenaria mercenaria
Lineage: Eukaryota; Metazoa; Mollusca; Bivalvia; Venerida; Veneridae
Exons: 1
Coding region: 348-953 (201 amino acids)
Source: RefSeq, a predicted model, not a curated record
AGAGCUUAGCUUUAAAAUGCUAAAUAUUCCUUUUACAAUUGUAUAACCAUAGAUAAAUAUAUUGUGCUGAAAUCAAGAACGAAUGUGUAGUUGGGAACUACAUACAAUUAAGGAGAAUUUCAUUAAUAUUUAUGCGUAUGUUUUUAUAAACAAAGUAAUAGCAAUUUUCAUUAUUUGCCUUUCAUAAAUGUAAGUUUCUUAUCAUACAUGCCAACGAAUGCAAAGCCUGCAACACUAGUUAGGUUGAAUGUUACAUCUGUUUUUGUAUACAUGCAAUAUUUAUUUUUUCUCAAUAGAGAUUAGCUAUACAAUCUUUCAUUUUCUGAAUUAUUUCAGGUAUCGGUGAUAUGACAUUCAGUCUAGUGGCCUACGCUUUAUGUGCUAUAAGUAACGUCGCCCAGUCUCUUCAUCUGCUGUUUUUACAACGUGUAUCUAAAAAUGGACUUUCACCAAUUGAAUGUCUUCAUCUCAACAGCAUAAAUUCUUUACCGUUCUUCGCCAUAAAUGUUGUGCUGUUUGGUGAACUUGGUCCGAUACUUAACUUCCCGUAUUACACAGAUCCUACGUUCAUCGUGAUUUUUGUUAUGCAAAUUUGCUUAGGUUGUCUCCUGACAUAUCUAUUGAUUUUAUGCACCAGUAUGACGUCAGCUGUUACAACGACUGUGAUUGGAGGAUUGAAAGCACUCUUCCAAGUUGCCGUUGGGAUCAUAACACUUGGAGGGUUAAGCAAUAAUUUGACGACGUACGUAGGACUGUCAAUGAGUACAACAGGAGUGGUGACCUACUUAAUUUCUAAAAUAAGAGAGAAGAUGACAGCUAAAUCUGUAGAUUUGAAGCUAGUCACAGUAUCUACAGAAAAUGGAAAUGAAAUGAAGGAUGAAAAUGUCAAUACAGAAUGUGAUAGCCAAAAUGAAAAGGCUGAACUGAAGACCGUCAAAUUAGACAAUGUCUAAACGUAUUUAUACGUUUCUAAAGCGACACGCGUCAAGACAGACAGACAGA